UGUGGGCGUUCGCUUUUGAGUUUCCACGUUGCUCGACUGAGGUAAAAGUGGACUGGAAACGACUUGGAAACACGUGGCUUUACAAACAAGUGCAAUGGCGGAUUUUUACGUUCGAUAUUAUGUUGGACAUAAAGGCAAAUUUGGUCAUGAAUUUCUCGAAUUUGAGUUCAGACCCGACGGGAAGUUGAGAUACGCGAAUAAUUCAAACUACAAAAACGACACCAUGAUAAAAAAAGAGGCUUAUGUCUCCAAAAGUGUGAUGGACGAAUUGAAACGUAUUAUUGAAGACAGUGAAAUUUUGAAAGAAGAUGAUUCCCUUUGGCCUCAACCUGAUAGAGUUGGUCGACAGGAAUUAGAAAUAGUCAUGGAUGGCUUACACAUCGCAUUCAACACUUCAAAAAUUGGUUCCUUGGUUGAUGUCAAUCAGUGCAACGACGCAGAUGGUUUGAGGUGUCUAUACUAUCUAGUUCAGGACCUUAAAUGUCUUGUAUUUUCACUUAUUGGUUUGCACUUCAAGAUUAAACCAAUAUAGUGAAAUGACCACUUCUCCGCACCUCGCUUCGAUUUGUAUGCAGUCUGAUAACAUCGAUAUGCAAGUUGAAAUAACUAUGGAUUGUAAUUUCUACUUUUAACCCUAAACAUCUUCAUAAAACCUUUGUUUUGGUGGAAAGAGUCUUUUCUCUCACAAAGUGAAAGAAUUUUAAUUUAAAUCAUUGUUUAAUAUUAUAAUAAAUUUGAAUUCUUUUACUAAA
Molecule: messenger RNA, 752 nt
Organism: Xenia sp. Carnegie-2017
Lineage: Eukaryota; Metazoa; Cnidaria; Anthozoa; Malacalcyonacea; Xeniidae
Product: protein mago nashi homolog
Exons: 6
Coding region: 95-532 (145 amino acids)
Biological process (GO): RNA splicing
Cellular component (GO): exon-exon junction complex; catalytic step 2 spliceosome; nucleus
Source: RefSeq, a predicted model, not a curated record